GUUAUGAUCACGUUCUAUCGGGCCUACACGGCGGUCUAUACCGAUACGAUCAUCACAAAUAUCACGCGGCCUCACAGGUUGAGGCGUACAGACAAGGUACAGAUAAUAACCUUGGUCAUCCACUCCCAACGGAUCACCUUAUCGUUGGUCGAGUAUCACGGGCCUAUUGUAUUAGCGGGCAUGGAACGCCGCCUUAUAAAUUACUCACACGCAGGGCAUGAACCUCCUAGUCUCUCCUGGCCGGAAGGAGACCAACGGAGAAGCACAAGAGUAGUCGUUAUUGAGAGAGACGACUUAGAGAAUACCUACAGAUACAUAUUCGGUAUUCUCACGCCCUACCUCCUAAAGUAG
Molecule: messenger RNA, 351 nt
Organism: Heterobasidion irregulare TC 32-1
Lineage: Eukaryota; Fungi; Basidiomycota; Agaricomycetes; Russulales; Bondarzewiaceae
Exons: 1
Source: RefSeq, a predicted model, not a curated record